Molecule: messenger RNA, 2825 nt
Organism: Hibiscus syriacus
Lineage: Eukaryota; Viridiplantae; Streptophyta; Magnoliopsida; Malvales; Malvaceae
Product: G-type lectin S-receptor-like serine/threonine-protein kinase At5g35370
Biological process (GO): protein phosphorylation; recognition of pollen
Molecular function (GO): ATP binding; protein serine/threonine kinase activity
Source: RefSeq, a predicted model, not a curated record
UUGGUCAACGCCUGCUGAGCAGAGCACCGGCAACCAAGAAUUAAAAACAAAUAAACAAAAACCAUAUGCAAACGCAUAUUCCGCCAUUGUUGUCAACAAGGUCUCCAUUGUUAACUUCUUUUCUCCAUCUCUAAUGGGAUCCUUCUUCUUCGUCUUCUUCUUUAUCAUCUCUUUCCUUAAUUCCUAUCCCUUUUCUGUCUCUGGUGCUUCUUUUUCUGAAUUUAUCUACCCAAACUUCACUGCUUCACACUUUAGUUUCGUUGACAACAAUGGCGCCUUCUUGUUCUCCCGCAAUGGAACAUUCAAAGCAUCCAUCUACAAUCCCGAAACUCAGGAAACCAACUUUUACUUAUGCGUCAUACAUGUCGAAUCCAACACCAUCAUCUGGUCAGCCAAUCGUGAUUCUCCGAUCACCAGCUCCGGUGAAAUGGAUCUUACCAUGGCAGGAAUUAGUGUUACUGAUUCAGAUGGUGAUUUCAAAUGGUCAACCCCACAGUUACAAGCCACAGUCCUCGCACUAACGCUGACUGAUAUGGGGAAUCUUGUUUUGCUUGAUCAAUCCAAUGGCUCUCUUUGGGAAAGCUUCCAUUAUCCGACGGAUACGAUUUUGAUCGGACAACGUCUCUUGAUCGGGGCGAAUCUGUCAAGUGCUGUCUCGGGAAGUAACUUGUCGACCGGCGACUACAGAUUCGUUGUGACUGGUUCUGAUGCAUUAUUGCAAUGGCAUCAACAGAAGUAUUGGCAACUGUCGAUGGAUACCAAGGCUUAUAUUAACUUGAACUAUGUUGUCGACUACAUGGCAAUAAACGAAACAGGACUUUAUCUCUUUGGUCGGAACGGAUCGGUUGUUGUAAUCUUGCUUAACUUGUCGACGACCAGCUUUCGGAUUGCCAAGUUGGGUAUUUCAGGUCAGUUUUCUGUAAGCAGUUUUUCUAGUGGCAAAUGGGUUCAGGAAUUUGUUGGCCCCAUUGAUGGUUGUCAAAUUCCAACCAGUUGUCACAAAAUGGGAUUAUGCUCCGCUUCUUCAACCUCGAAUGCCCCCGAAUGUUCAUGUCCCUCUGGUUUUCAUUCUGCUUCACAAAAUAUUAGUGGUUGUUUGCCAAAUAAUCUCUCUUCUCUGCCAACUGCAUGUGAUUCAACCAAUAAUGUCACUGUUACCAAGUCAAAUUCUUCAGACAUUUCAUAUAUGAAACUAGGCUCUGGCAUGGAGUAUUUUUCUCUUAUUUUCUCUCAGCCUGAAAUAUACGGUGUAAACUAUUCAGUUUGUCAAGAUUUAUGCUCGGGGAACUGUGCCUGCUUGGGAAUUUUCUACGAAAAUUCUUCUGGUUCUUGUUAUGUGCUUGAAAAUGAAUUAGGCUCCGUUAUUUUAAGCAAUACCGUUGAAGAUGAUCUUCAAGGGUAUAUUAAAGUGCUCGUUGGACCUACAACAGAUUCCAAUGGCGGAAAUGGUGAUAGCAAAAGUUUCCCCACGGCUGCCAUUGUGCUCUUACCUUUUACCGGUAUUUUCCUCUUAGCUGCUCUGGGUUUCCUCUGGUGGAAAAGAUGGAAAUUCAACGAAUCUGAAGAGAGAAAAUUAGGCCACCAAAACUCUUUUGAUUCAGAUGAUCUCGACGACUUCCGCAUUCCAGGUUUGCCCCAGAAGUACAAUUACAAAGAACUCGAAUUAGCCACCGAGAGUUUCAAGACCCAAAUCGGAGCAGGUGGCUUCGGUGCUGUAUACAAAGGCACACUCCCUGAUAAAACUGUUGUGGCGGUCAAGAAGAUAACGAAUCCAAGCAAUCAAGGGAAAAAGGAGUUCUGCACUGAAAUUGCAGUAAUAGGAAACAUUCACCAUGUCAAUUUGGUUAAACUGAGAGGAUUUUGUGCCCACGGGAGACAAAGGUUUUUGGUGUACGAGUAUAUGGACCGAGGCUCAUUGGAUAGACCCCUCUUCGGCAAUGGUCCGGCCUUGGAAUGGCAAGAGAGGUUCGAUAUAGCACUUGGCACCGCUCGUGGCCUCGCGUACUUGCACGGUGGUUGCGAGCAUAAGAUCAUUCAUUGCGACGUUAAACCAGAAAAUAUCCUCUUGCACGAUCAUUUCCAGGCGAAGAUCUCCGAUUUCGGGCUCUCAAAGCUUCUAACACCGGAACAAUCCAGUCUCUUCACAACAAUGAGAGGCACUCGAGGCUAUCUUGCACCCGAAUGGCUUACAAACUCCGCCAUUUCCGAAAAAACCGACGUUUAUAGUUUUGGGAUGGUACUGCUUGAACUGGUGAGGGGUAGGAAAAACUGCUCCAUUAGAUCAAACAGCCAUACAAGCAAUGAAAUCAACAGCGGUGGAGCCAACAACUCCUCGUCAUCUGUAAUUGGAUUGUUUUAUUUUCCACUGUUUGCACUUGAGAUGCAUGAACAAGGCAGAUACUUGGAGCUCGCAGAUCCGAGACUCGAGGGGCGAGUAAGCAACAAAGAAGUGGAGAAAUUAGUACGGAUCGCUUUGUGUUGCGUUCAUGAAGAGCCUGCACUCCGGCCGAGUAUGGCCACCGUCGUUGGGAUGUUGGAAGGUGGGCUUCCUUUACCUCAGCCGAGAGUUGAAUCGUUGAUAUUUUUGAGGUUUUAUGGCCGCAGAUUUACAGAAGCUUCCAUGGUGGACGAGGAAAAUAGGCGAAGUGAUGAUCAGUUGAUGUUAUAUCAAGAAGAAAAUGGCACACGUAGUAGCAUUGUUACAACUGGUUCAGAUACUUGCUUUUCUUUUAUGUCUUCACAGCAAAUCUCAGGCCCCAGAUAAUCUGUAAAUGGUUUUCAAACUUUAGUUACUGUUGCAUAAACAAUAUUGUAUAUGUUUGAAA